AUGAUGCGCUCCACGCGUCCAAAGAAACUCACCUCCAAGCAACCUAUCCCUAUAUUCCGUGAAGAUCAAAUCGAUAUCAUCGAAGAUGACCUCCAAACUACUCUACAGGCCAUUGAUACUGGUGUUGAGAAGGCUGAGGAGACCGAAUAUCAUCUCCAAGCUGCAAUAAACGCUGCUGCCCGCGGGAACAUUGCACAGGCGCAUAUCCCUACCCCUGAAACUGUAACAAGCUCUAUCAAAUAUGAUACUCUGUACAGGCCCACAUUCUCACAGCCUGCGACGUACAUCCGCUUUUCGUCAACGGUGGAAGACUGUAGUGGGUGUAGUUAUAACUUAGUCGAAGAGGACGAUAUUGCUCUCAAGAUUAUGAACCAGAAGAAGGGUGCUUCCACGCAAUGUACAGAGGAUCAAUUCGAAGAGUUCAUGGCCUUCUUCGAGGAGACCGCCCAAACAAAGCAACCAUUUGCAUCGGUCGACAGCCCUCCAGUUCUCUCAUAUUCUGAAAUGGAACAUUGCUUUGACGGGCUCGUAGACGAAAAUGCAAGGAGGUUUGCCAGGGAUAUAUAUGAACAUUGGAAAUCCAGGAGAACCAAAUGUGGAAAUCGACCCCUGCAGACUGGGCUCAAAUUUGAGACUGGUCAGGAAACAGACGAUGGAGAUCCCUAUGUGUGCUUCCGUAGAAGGGAAGUGCGACAAAUUCGCAAGACCCGUGGUAGGGAUGCCCAGAGCGCCGAGAAGCUGCGGCGACUGAGAAAGGAGCUGGAAGAAGCUCGGGAGUUGGUCGCCAUGGUACGACAACGCGAAUUAGCAAGGAAAGAGUUGCUUGUCGCUGAGCGACAAGUGUUUGUCCAACGGGCUGAAGUAAAGGAGAUGAAAAGAAAACUUGGUAUCAAGGACGAUGAUGAUGACCUCGUCAACCAAAGGGUAAGAAUUGUGUUUCGCAUACGACCUGAGAUCCCUCUUGCUAAUGUCCCAUCACAGCAGCCAAAGAAACGGCCGCCAGAAGUACCAGCUAGCAGUCGUCCAGUCGCCACACAGCUUCGCAUGCCCCCCCGACCUAGUGGACAGCCAGGAGAGGACUUGGUGCUGCUGGAAGAUGUACAAGCAGAUAAAGAAAGCGAAGUUCUGCGAGAAAUCAAGCAAAACAUUGCGAAACAUUCUAAAUGGAAUGAGGGAUACGUUGAUUGGACCACAGCACCACUUACUCCAACUUCAGACCAUAGCUUCGAUGCUGAGUUCCGCCCAGCAAUCACCACAGAAUAUCUCCCCACGCCUCCAGCUUCGGAGUCCUCGGAUCAUUCUCGAGACGCCUUGGAAGAGGUUAGCCGUUUCGAUGCGCUGACCAAAUUCGCGAGGACGGUUCAACAGUGUAUCCCUUCAGACGAAGAGUCUAGUAGAAACAUGCCAUCCUUCCGGCGUCGCAUAGGACGGGGUGGGCGAAUGAUGAUCGACCGCCGCAACCUUCCAUUCCGAAAUAAGUCGGAGGCUGAUCCGAUAAAACUCGAGCGGUUCAAGUAUGAUCAAGACGAUGAGGACAUGGAUCCGAUAUAUGAAAUGGAUGAGUUUGACAUCCAGAUCAUGCAGCAUCGAGCGUAUCUGUCAGCCAAGUCGAGAGACCAGGCGGCAGCGCAAGCCCAGUUUCAAGCCCAUGUGCAAGCCCAACGGCGCUUACAGGGUGAAACCCCUGUGAUGGCGGGGGCAAAUAAUUCCCACAACGGGACGAACAACGUAGUACUGAAGGGGCCGGCAGCUCAAACUCCGUCUUGAUGUGUUUUUUCUCCCAUUUACCCGUUUAGCAUGGUCGGCGUUUGUGAAUGGUUCGGUUUCUCAGGUUUUCUGUGUUUCAAAUCGCGUUUCGUCGUCGAAAUAUCUAGAGAGGAGUUGGUCAGGCUUCAUAUUGAAAUUCUCACUCACACAAAUCACCUUUUGGGAGGGAUCCUGGACUUUCGUGCAUUUUUUUACCUUGACUCUUUUCCCUUGUCAUCC
This is a messenger RNA of Histoplasma capsulatum G186AR, 1986 nucleotides long. RefSeq lists its product as uncharacterized. The record is from RefSeq and is a predicted model, not a curated record. The transcript is spliced from 3 exons. Gene Ontology annotation, biological process: regulation of transcription by RNA polymerase II. Gene Ontology annotation, cellular component: piccolo histone acetyltransferase complex. Lineage: Eukaryota; Fungi; Ascomycota; Eurotiomycetes; Onygenales; Ajellomycetaceae. The coding region runs from base 1 to 1767 and encodes 588 amino acids.